CGAGGCCGCCGCCCGAGGCGCACCAGGCUGGGCUCGGCCGCCGCCCCGCGCCGUCGGCUGGGUUCCCGCCGGGCGCCUAGCGAACGGGCCUCACGGGUGUUGGUGCCAGAAGAAAAGAAUGAUUGAUGGGAAGCAGACACCGAGCUAUAGACACUCAUCAUUUUGCUUCAGAUACUGAUACCUCAGUGCGCCUGAGCAACCCUUAUGAGCCGUGAGCAUCUAGGAUCACCCAGGGUUAUUGGAUGUACAAUAGGAGAGCCAUCAUUUUGCUAAGUCAUUAUCUGCUGCUGGACAUCUUUUACAAAAACCAAACUAGACCCAAGUCUAACAGAUACGUUCUAAGACAAUGAAAAAGCUGCAAGUUGUUGCUAAUGCCUAAUGCACAAGUAUGCUAGGUUUCCACCAAAGUCCUCAAUAUACCUGAACACGUGCAAUAUCCGAAUCCUUCACUUUUAGUUUUGGAAUCUACUUUGAAGUCUCAUCCUCUUUUUUUUUUUGUUAAAGAUACAAACCUACCUACGUAUAGACGUACCUGUAUAUGUAAAAUAGAGACCACAGAUAAGCAAACCCGGCUUUUGUUACCACGAAGAUUGCCAAGAAUUUAGAGAUGUAUUUGUCAAGAUUCCUGUCAAUUCAUGCCCUUUGGGUUACAGUGUCCUCAGUGAUGCAGCCCUACCCUUUGGUGUGGGGACAUUAUGAUGUGUGUAAGACUCAGAUUUACACAGAAGAAGGGAAAGUUUGGGAUUAUAUGGCCUGUCAGCCGGAAUCCACAGACAUGACAAAAUAUCUGAAAGUGAAACUGGAUCCUCCGGACAUUACCUGUGGAGACCCUCCUGAGACGUUCUGCGCAAUGGGCAACCCCUACAUGUGCAAUAAUGAGUGUGACGCAAGUACCCCGGAGCUGGCACAUCCACCUGAGCUGAUGUUUGAUUUUGAAGGAAGACAUCCCUCUACAUUUUGGCAGUCUGCUACUUGGAAAGAGUAUCCCAAGCCUCUCCAGGUUAACAUCACUCUGUCUUGGAGCAAAACUAUUGAGCUCACAGACAACAUAGUUAUUACCUUUGAAUCGGGGCGUCCAGACCAAAUGAUCCUGGAGAAAUCUCUUGAUUAUGGACGAACGUGGCAGCCCUAUCAGUAUUACGCCACAGACUGCUUAGAUGCUUUCCACAUGGAUCCUAAAUCCGUGAAGGAUUUAUCACAGCAUACGGUCUUAGAAAUCAUUUGCACCGAAGAGUACUCCACAGGGUAUAUGACAAAUAGCAAAAUAAUCCACUUUGAAAUCAAAGAUAGGUUCGCGUUUUUUGCCGGACCUUGGCUGCGCAAUAUGGCGUCCCUCUACGGACAACUGGAUACAACCAAGAAACUCAGAGAUUUCUUCACUGUCACAGACCUGAGGAUAAGGCUUUUGAGACCUGCCGUUGGGGAAAUAUUUGUAGAUGAGCUACACUUGGCACGCUACUUUUACGCCAUCUCAGACAUAAAGGUUCACGGAAGGUGCAAAUGUAAUCUCCAUGCCACUGUGUGUGUGUAUGACAACAGCAAAUUGACCUGUGAAUGUGAGCACAACACUACAGGUCCAGACUGUGGGAAAUGCAAGAAGAAUUAUCAGGGCCGACCUUGGAGUCCAGGCUCGUAUCUCCCCAUCCCCAAAGGCACUGCAAAUACCUGUAUCCCCAGUAUUUCCAGUAUUGGCAAUCCUCCAAAGUUUAAUAGGAUAUGGCCGAAUAUUUCUUCCCUUGAGGUUUCUAAUCCAAAACAAGUUGCUCCCAAAUUAGCUUUGUCAACAGUUUCUUCUGUUCAAGUUGCAAACCACAAGAGAGAUUGUGAAUGCUUCGGCCACUCCAAUCGAUGCAGUUAUAUCGAUCUGCUAAAUACAGUCAUUUGCGUGAGCUGUAAACACAACACUAGAGGGCAGCACUGUGAGUUAUGCAGGCUGGGCUACUUCAGAAAUGCUUCUGCACAGCUGGACGAUGAGAAUGUGUGCAUAGAGUGUUAUUGUAACCCUUUGGGCUCAGUCCAUGAUCGUUGUAAUGGCUCAGGAUUUUGUGAGUGUAAGACUGGAACAACAGGGCCUAAGUGUGAUGAGUGUCUGCCGGGAAAUUCCUGGCACUACGGCUGUCAACCGAAUGUCUGCGACAACGAGCUCCUGCACUGCCAGAACGGAGGGACGUGCCACAACAACGUGCGCUGCCUGUGCCCCGCCGCGUACACGGGCAUCCUGUGCGAGAAGCUGCGCUGUGAGGAAGCGGGCAGCUGCGGCUCCGACUCGGGCCAGGGCGCGCCCCCGCGCGGCUCCCCCGCGCUACUGCUGCCGCUGGCCGCUCUGCUGGGGACAGCCGGCCCCCUGGGGAUCUAGGCGGCGCAUCCAGCCACCAGACGGGUCCGGCCGUGGGGAAGCAAACACAGCCCCAGCAUUCGCUACUAACAUAGGAAACCCACCCUCAGACACCCCCCACUCAAACACAGUGUACAAACUAAGAAGGCCCAACUGAACUAAGCCAUAUAUAACAGCCGUGGACAGCACACCGGAGUCAAGACUGGUAAUUUCCGACUCCAGAGGCGUUGGCAGCUGUUGAUAUUAUCCCUGCAAAUCACAUUGCCCGCUGCAGAGCUUAUCGCCGAUUGGAAAGGCUGUGACAGACCCCCAAAAGGAAAGACAAAACAACAACAACAACAACAAAUCAACCAACCUAAAAACAUUUGCUACUCGCACGUGGUGUGCCCCCCGCACCACUCGGCCCCGUGUGUGAACCAACCAAACUGAAGCAUCCUUUGCUGGCAGUGCAUUGUGGGUCUAAGGAAGUGUGUUACAAGCUGCCAUAUUGGCCUGCUUCAGUCCCUGAACCCCUUCCAACCUGUGCUUUGGUGAACGUUGCUCUGUAACCCUUGUUGGUUGAAAGAUUUCUUUGUCUGAUGUUAGUAAUGCACAUGUGUAACAGCCCCCUUCAAAAGCUCAAGCCAGUCGUACCCCGUAUAGCUUAGCAGCACUGGGUCCACCCAGUGAGAGCACACAUCCACUAUCCAAGAGUGGCUGUAGGAAAAAAAGAAAGUGUAUCUAUCCUUUUGUAUUCAAAUGAAGUUAUUUUUCUUGAAAUACUGUAAUAUGUAGAUUUUUUGUAUUCUUGCCAAUUUGUGUUACCAGACAAUCUGUUAAUGCAUCUAAUUCGAAUCAGCAAAGACUGACAUUUUAUUUUGUCCUCUUUCCUUCUAUUUUGUUUCAUUGUGCAGAGAUUUCUCUGUAAGGGCAACGAACUUGCUGGCAUCAAAGAAUAUCAGUUUACAUAUAUAACAAGUGUAAUAAGAUUCCACCAAAGGACAUUCUAAGUGUUUUCUUGUUGCUUUAACACUGGAAGAUUUAAAGAAUAAACAUUCCUGCAUAAACGA
Messenger RNA from Balaenoptera acutorostrata (minke whale), 3384 nucleotides. It is a transcript of the gene NTNG1, whose product is annotated as netrin G1. NCBI's taxonomy places the organism in Eukaryota, Metazoa, Chordata, Mammalia, Artiodactyla, Balaenopteridae. Gene Ontology annotation, molecular function: cell-cell adhesion mediator activity. The transcript has 10 exons. The coding region runs from base 608 to 2356 and encodes 582 amino acids. The record is from RefSeq and is a predicted model, not a curated record.